Scheffersomyces coipomensis is the source of this 1909-nucleotide messenger RNA. RefSeq lists its product as uncharacterized. Bases 87 to 1793 code for a protein of 568 amino acids. The record is from RefSeq and is a predicted model, not a curated record. Lineage: Eukaryota; Fungi; Ascomycota; Pichiomycetes; Serinales; Debaryomycetaceae. The transcript has a single exon.
AUAAGUGAUCUCUAAAACUUUCUUCUAAAUAUAUAUACAAAACAUCAAAAUAUACAACUAUAAAUUAACUUUACAGUACCAUAUCGAUGUCGCUUCCAACAAGACUAAGGUCUCAGAGGUGGGAAAGAGAUGAGAUCGAUUAUGGAGGAGAUUGGGAACCCAUGAAUGAUCAUGUUGAAGAAGAAGAACCAGAAGAAGUUAUACCCAGUGAAGAAUUAAAACCUGAACGAUUUGAAAUCCCAGAACCCCAUACAUCUUCAUCGCCUACCAAUGAUUCAGAUUUAGAUUUGGGAGUGGAUAGACUAGAGUUAGAAAGUUUAGAAGAAUUUCAAUUAAACGUUCAGAUUGGUGAAGAUGGUGAGUUAAUAUUGGAAGAUCUUAAUCCACCUACUCCGCCCUUACAGACUAUAGAUCAUUUUCCUACCAAUAAUUCUUCACCCCAACAAUCAGAAGCCAUUUCAGUUUUAAGUGAUAAACAUUCCAUAUCAAACCAUUCCGUACCUGAACUACCAACAACACCAGUUGGCCAUAUUAAGGAUGAUACGGUGACGAAUCAUACUCCAAUCUCACAUAAAGAAGAGUUUCAACCCAUAGAAGAAGAUAAUGAAUCGUUAAUAUUUCAACUGAAAUCAAAUACUAAUCAUAAUGAUCAUCUCAAUUCAUUCACGUUUGCUAAUAAUAAUACCAAUGAUAAUCAUCCAACUAAAUCGGUGGUUGAAGAUACUCCUAAGAGAUAUUCAGGUGCUGUUUCAUUGGAGAAUGGUCAUAAUAGAAAUGUAUCAGCAGGGGUACUUACGUUAGAAUCAUUGAUUCAUGAUGUACAAUCCGAUAUUGUAAGUGGUGGAGGAUAUGAUAACUUGGAUGAAGUGGCUAGUAAUCAUAGUGAUUAUGAUUAUGAUUAUGAUGAUUAUCAAGAUGUUGAUGAUGAAGAACAUGAAGAUCGUCUGAUUCGUCCGUUAUCAACUGUACAAUCAGGGUUAUCCACUCCUAAACCUCCACCAACUCCUGAAAAUGAAUUACAUCCCGUUGGAUCAUCAGGAUCACUUUCUACUGGUAAUUUUUCAUUUGAGACUGCAAGUAAAACAGAUCUUACCAGUGAUAAAGAACCAACAAGAAGAAGUUCUACAAAUACGUUUGAUAUGGGUGGUUGGAAGCCAAAUACUGAUGCAUACAGAGGUAACUUUGUGAAUCAAAACUUUGCCAACAGGAGCCAACAUCAUGAUGAUGUUAUAAGUAUUCCUGCUACUAUUGAUGUAACUUUACCUAGUGUUAGUGAAAUACCUGAUGAAGAAGAAGAAUAUGCCACUAAUCAAAGAAAAAUAUCCGCUACAUCCGAAAAUAAUAAUAAUAAUAAUAAUAAUAGUAAUUCAAGAAUAUCAUCUAGUGGAUCAACUCUUGAUAAGAUAAAAUCUCGUGAAUUAGAUUCGGCCAACACAAGUACUACUAUAGUUUCUUCUCAUCCAGUUACGCAAAAGUAUCCUACUUCAAAUUGGGGAAAGAUUAUGUCUUUACCUCAAAGAGGAGAUAGAAUCCAAGAAUUAACCAAGGCAUUAUCAGCAGGUAGUGAUUAUGAAACAGGGUUGACUGAUUGGUUAACCACUACUUUAAAGCUGAAUGAUAGUUCAGAAUUCAUUAAUAUUGGGAAUUUGGCGACAAAGAUCUUUCAAGAAUCAGAUAAGAAUCCAAGAAGACCUUCAACUCGUACUAGAGUUUUACAUGUUAAGGAUAAAGUUCAUGUUGCGUCUGAUUUAGGAAAGAGGUUCCUUAACAGAGGAAAGAAGAUCUUAAAGUAGUAUAUAUUUAUCUAUACAUACAUAUCUAGUUUAACCAUAUAAUCAUAUCAUAAUCAUAAUAAUAUACAGUUCAUCUUUUUCAUUUUUUGCAACUUGAAUAUUUUCACGUGAAAGUU